Molecule: messenger RNA, 1749 nt
Organism: Striga hermonthica
Lineage: Eukaryota; Viridiplantae; Streptophyta; Magnoliopsida; Lamiales; Orobanchaceae
Source: the annotation of a GenBank genome assembly
AUGGGGUGUGUUUUUGGGAAAGAGGUUCAGUCAAACGGCCCACCUGGCAGUGAAUAUGUUGUCGGUGAGAGAGAAAGUAAGGGUGGCGAGAGAAACUUGUCGGUCCCGUCCGGGAGGAAAGAGAGGGAGGUGUUUAGCUCCAUAAGUAAAUCUGAUGCUGAGAGUAAUGCCGGUGUCCGUGAAGCUCAAAAUGGUGGGGAAGAGAAAAAUGAAGAACCCAAGGAUGAGGGCCCACGAAGACCAAGGGGAGAAAGGCGGAGGUCGAGGCCAAAUCCGAGACUGAGCAAUCCACCUAAGCAUAUUCAUGGCGAGCAAGUGGCUGCCGGGUGGCCAUCUUGGCUCUCGGCUGUUGCGGGUGAGGCCAUCAAUGGGUGGACACCUCGUCGGGCGGACUCAUUCGAAAAAAUAGAUAAGAUUGGACAAGGUACUUAUAGUAAUGUGUACAAAGCUAGAGAUGCCAUUACGGGAAAGAUUGUUGCGCUGAAGAAGGUUAGGUUCGACAACUUGGAGCCCGAGAGCGUGAGGUUUAUGGCUAGGGAGAUAUUGAUUUUGCGCCGUUUGGAUCAUCCGAAUGUUGUGAAGCUGCAAGGACUUGUGACGUCUAGGAUGUCGUGUAGCUUGUACCUUGUGUUUGAUUACAUGGAGCAUGAUUUGGCUGGGCUUGCCUCCAGCCCGAGUGUCAAGUUUACGGAGCCACAGGUGAAAUGCUACAUGCAUCAGCUUUUGUCGGGACUUGAGCACUGCCACAAUCGCCAUGUGUUGCAUCGUGACAUUAAGGGUUCUAACCUUCUUAUUGAUGAUGGUGGAAUUCUUAAGAUUGCCGAUUUUGGGUUGGCAUCGACCUUUGACCCUAAUAACAAGCAGCCAAUGACGAGUCGUGUGGUCACCCUUUGGUACAGGCCACCAGAGCUGCUUCUUGGUGCCACCGAGUAUGGUGUGGGUAUAGACUUGUGGAGUGCUGGGUGCAUUUUGGCCGAGCUAUUUGCUGGGAAGCCCAUCAUGACAGGGAGGACAGAAGUGGAACAGCUGCACAGAAUUUUUAAGCUCUGUGGUUCUCCAUCAGAUGAAUAUUGGAAAAAGUCAAAACUCCCUCAUGCAACUAUAUUCAAACCCCAACACUCAUAUAAAAGAUGCAUAAGGGAAACGUUUAAAGAAUUUCCGGCGUCAGCAUUGCCUCUGAUCGAUACUCUACUUGCAAUUGAUCCGAGUGAGCGACUGAGUGCUACAAGUGCCCUGAACAGUGAAUUCUUUAGUACCGAGCCAUAUGCAUGUGAUCCUUCUAGUCUUCCAAAGUAUCCACCAAGCAAGGAAAUGGAUGCUAAGCGUCGCGAUGAGGAAGCUCGAAGGUUAAGAGCCGCUGGUAAAACCCACAUAGAUGUGGUAAAGAAAACACGUACUCGUGAUCGGGGAAUGCGGGCCAUGCCUGCACCUGAAGCCAAUGCUGAGCUUCAAGCCAAUAUUGAUAGACGACGGCUAUUCACCCAUGCAAAUGCUAAGAGCAAAAGUGAGAAGUUUCCUCCUCCCCACCAAGACGCAGGAAUAGGCUUCCCAUUGGGAUCGUCCAAUCACAUAGACCCAACUUUCGACCCACCAGAUGUACAUGUACCGUUUACUUCCAUGAAUUUCUCAUAUGCCAAAGAGCCCAUCCAGACAUGGUCAGGCCCAUUGGUCGAUCCUUCUUCCGUAAAGAGAAAAUCGAAGCCGUCUAAGAAAGAUCAUCGCAAGGACAGAAAUCCUGCAAGAGAUUAA